Mugil cephalus (flathead mullet) is the source of this 5179-nucleotide messenger RNA. RefSeq names its product tight junction protein 3 (gene tjp3). The transcript is spliced from 30 exons. Gene Ontology annotation, cellular component: bicellular tight junction; plasma membrane. Lineage: Eukaryota; Metazoa; Chordata; Actinopteri; Mugiliformes; Mugilidae. Bases 417 to 4394 code for a protein of 1325 amino acids. Gene Ontology annotation, biological process: cell-cell adhesion; establishment of endothelial intestinal barrier; positive regulation of blood-brain barrier permeability. Gene Ontology annotation, molecular function: cell adhesion molecule binding. The record is from RefSeq and is a predicted model, not a curated record.
CAACGUAACCAUAGCACCCAGCGGUCUGAAACUCAGCCAGCAGCUUGGGACCUACUGCUGUCCUGUGGGAAAGUUAACCAAGACACACACAUACCACUGACAGUUGGAGCAAGAGGACCUAUUUGACUCCAUGAACUCGUCACAAAGGGAACCAUUGAGGAGACAGAACACAACUGUGGAGUGAUGGACACACUGGUUGGAAGCGGAGAAUGAAAGUUUGUUUUCUUUUAGAUUAAUAGCGUCUCUCUGUGGAUUGUUUAUCUUUGGAGGACUUGCAUCAGUGGCCAUGUGUGACUGAGAAACAGACUACAAGGUCAUUCACUGACCAGCACCCACUGGAGACUUUUUGUGUCUGUGACUGAGUUGGUGAGCAGGUGUUUUCUUUCGGAGAAGGGGAUCACGUCGCUAAUAUCGUCAUGAAUCUGACGCAGCGGCUCAAGAUGCUGAAACAUUUUGGCUCCGUCCCGCCGGAGCCUCCGCCGCCACUGUUGGUGGUGCCCAAACCCGGCAUGGAGGAGAUAACAAUAUGGGAGCAACACACAAUAACACUGGCCAAAGAUCCCAAACUGGGCUUUGGUUUUGCCCUAUCAGGAGGCAAGGACAAGCCUCACCCGGACAACGGGGACACGGCUGUGGUGGUGUCAGACGUGCUGCCAAAUGGACCCGCCAUGGGACGACUCUUCACCAAAGACCAGAUUGUCAUGGUAAAUGGAGUAUCUAUGGAGAAUGUUCACUCUAACUUCACCAUUCACACCCUCAAGUCUAGUGGCAAGACAGCAAACAUAACGGUGAAACGUCCUCGCAAGAUCCAGAUCCCCGCUACUACGAAACCGACUCGAGCAGCUUCCCACUCCAACCUCCUGGACCAGGACCCUCCCAGGCGAACACGACGCUACUCCGAUGCCAGCGACAACAGAGAUGGCGACCGCUUCCGCUAUCGCGCUCGCAGCACCACACCUGACCGUAAUGGACACGGAAACACACUGCCACUGAUGUCGUCUGGAUACAAGAGGCUACCGCAUAACAAUGCCGCAGAGACGCCAAUCAAAACUACAUUGGUUAAGAAGAAAGUCACAGAUGAGUAUGGAUUGAAGCUGGGUAGUCAGAUCUUCAUCAAGCACAUGACAGACACCGGUUUGGCUGCAAAGGAAGGCACGCUGCAGGAGGGAGACCUCAUCCUCAAGAUCAAUGGCAUGACGACUGAGAACCUAUCACUGCUGGAGACGAAACACCUGGUGGAGAAGAGCAGAGGCAAACUGACCAUGACAGUCCUCAGAGACGAACGCAAGUUCCUGGUCAGCAUCCCAGAGGUGGCCGACAGUACCCCCAACAGCGACAACGAACGUUACAAAGACAGCAGCUCUGAGCUGGAGGACAUUUCAGACAUUGACGAGGACAUGGCCCCUCGCAGAACAUCACGUCAACCCAACAGAGAGAAGCGGACGCGCAGACAAAGAGCUGAACCUCUACCAGUCAAGUCCCGGGAUUCAUCACCUGUGCGCUCCACAUUGUCUCGGCCUCCUGCAAAAACCUACGCCCCUCGCAGAGCCCCUUCUGAAUCAGAGUCUGACCGCAGCACCUCUCCACCUCUCGUCAGGAGACAAAGUCCAGAGAAAUACAAAACUCUGUCAGGAAUGUCCACCCUUCCCAACCCCCAAUCAUCCCCUGUACACCACAACUGGAGUGCCUCCUCUUCCUCACGGCCUCGCAGGCCCGUAUCCGAGUCAGACUCGGAUCGUAGUCCUUCGCCUCCUCCCAGAGACAGCUCCCGCAUGGACUCUAGAUAUAAAGUUCUCCCUGAUCUUCCUCUCGUAGGCUUGAGAUCUUCUCCCAUCAAUGUUCGCCAGGAGCCUCUACGACGGGUUAACUCACCAGUGAGAGUCCAGCCCCCAGAUUCUGAUUCUGAGUCGGACGACACGUCGGCGCCUCCUCAGAGGCACAGCACUUCGUACAGUCAGGAAUCUCUCAGCAGAUACAGAGUCCUGCCAUCUGUUUCUCUGGCGCCUCAGGUGGAGCCGCCACGAUGGAGCCCUGCCAACAACCCACCACAGAACGCCUCCACAGUUCACUCAGACUCUGAGUCAGAGGCCAGCUACAACGCUGUCCCCCGCAAGAACUCCACAGACAGCGAAGGCAAAGCCAAAAAUCGAUACAGAGUGCUGCCUGAGAAAUCCCCAUCAGUCGCUUUAAGUCAGAAGUCUUCUCGUCGCAAGCCAUCACCUGCCAGACCACCUGCAGAUGAUUCAGAUUCUUCUAAGUCAGAUCAGCUUUCACAUCUCAGGAGGUCUGGGAGCUCUGAGCGGGAGGAUAACCGCCCCAGAGUUUCUCGUACUACUAAUGGAACCGGCACCGUCAAGUCUGGGAUUUCUGUGAAGAGCAACCCACCACUCUACUCCAAGCCUGCGGAGGAGCCCAUCUAUUCCCUUCCUCCAGAUUCUUACCCGACAUCUAACCCGGGGUACAGCUCGGACGUGCACACGGUGUCGUUUGUGAAGGAGCGAAGUUUGGGUCUGAGGCUGGUGGGAGGAAAUGAUGUCGGUAUCUUUGUAGGCGGAGUUCAGCCAAACAGCCCUGCAUAUGAACAGGGAAUGAAAGAGGGAGACCAGAUCAUGCAGGUGAAUAACAUAGAUUUUGGUCAUUUCACACGAGAAGAAGCCGCCAACUUCCUCCUCAACAUCAGGACAGGAGAAGAGGUUGCGAUCCGAACCCAGAAUAAGAUGGACCUCUAUAAGAAGAUCAUCAAGUCCAAUCUGGGAGACAACUUCUACAUCCGCACUCACUUUGACCACGAGGCAGAAGGCCCUAUUGGUCUGAGCUUCACCCGAGGAGAGGUGUUCAGGGUGGUGGACACAAUGCACCGUGGGAAGAUAGGACACUGGCUGGCCAUCCGCAUGGGGAACGACCUGCACGAGAUGGACAAAGGCACCAUCCCCAACCAGGCCAGGGCGGAGAAUCUGGCCAGCCUGGAGCGGGCCCAGCGGGGGACUGGAGAGAGGCAGGUGACGGGGCCGAGAGCCGAGUUCUGGAAACUACGGGGUCUCAGAGGGAACAAAAAGAAUGAGAAGAACAACCGGCGGAGUCGUGACGACCUGCUGCAGCUCACCAUCCAGGGCAAAUUCCCAGCAUACGAGAGAGUCUUGCUCAGGGAAGCUAAUUUCAAACGGCCCAUUGUCAUUCUGGGUCCUCUUAAUGAUAUCGCCAUGGAAAAGCUGGCCACAGAGAUGCCUGAUGAAUACGAGGUGGCAGAGAUGGUUCCUCGCAGUGGGGCAUCAGAGAGCAGCUCCACAGUUAUUAAACUGGACACAGUGAGGAGAAUAGCAGAGAAGGACAAGCACCCUCUGCUGGACAUCACUCCUACUGCAGUGGAGAGGCUGAACUACAUCCAAUACCAUCCCAUGGUCAUCUUCUUAGACCCUCACAGCCGCAAGGACGUGAAGGCCAUGAGGCAGAGGUACAGCCCCAACUCCAAUAAGAGCUCCAGACGCCUUUACACACAGGCACUCAAGAUGAGGAAACACUGCAGCCACCUUUUCGCAGCACGUGUCGACCUGCAGCCCAGCUCCAAUGUUUGGUAUGAGACUCUAAAGGACAAGAUCCGCCACCAGCAGUCCAAACCUGUCUGGGUGUCAGAAGUCACGUUGGAGAGCGGUGGAGAACAGGAUCUAGAUGCUCUGGAUCAAACUCAGUCUGACUACCUCAGUGCUGCCAGUGACCUGGAGGACACAGACGGAGAGGCCUUCACAGACGGAGAGGCCUACACCGACAACGAGGAACUGGACGAGGCUUACCCCGGGCAGAAUGCAGCCGUGCGUCCCCGGGGCUCCAGGAUGGCUGGAUCUGCUUUAGCCCGGUCGUCUGAGCCGACCUACGGGCACCACAAUCCCGCUGUGGAGCCCGACGACCAUGAUGACCUGCGUUCUACCAGAGAUAUCCCUCCGCUGAUGGACGUCCCCGAGCCCAGGCUGCUCCACCAAGAGCAAUACAGCCCGCCUCAGAGCCCCGAUGAGGAGGAUGACCGCUCUCAUCGCAGUUUCACAGACUCAGACUUCAGCGCUCUCGAUGUAAUUGCACCAGCCACUCCUUCAGAUGGACCACCAGAUUUUAGAGCCCCCGACCCCUCCACUCGAAACGAGCCUUCGUAUGCUGAGGGGCAGGCAGAGAGCCCAGAACCUGCCAGCCUGUCCACUAUCGAAGACAGAUUACAGGAGGCUCGCAUGGCAGAACCACAGGCACAAGCUGACGCAAAGAAAGCUCCACAGUUAAUAGUGUUAGCACAUCACCACCAAGCAGUCCAGUACAGACGCACAAAGAUCCAAGGCAGCGACAGCUCCGAGGAAGAGGAAGAGGAAGAUGAGGCGGAGGACUUUGAGUGGGGUCCUGCUACUGAACUCUAGUGGAUCGAAGCUAAAGCGUGCCGAUGUCAGACGAAGACAUGGAAACAAGUCCACUCCUUCAGCAAACCUUUUUUUACUGAGUAUUUUAUAAUUUAUCUGAAUAGGCCAAGUUCGCAUGUGUCACAGAUGAGAACACUGAACGUCACUGCAACAUUUAACGACAGCUACGAAAUUUAACAUCACCAAAAAGAGUGACUGUUAAGAUCAACGUGCCUGAUUUCUCUUUGUUUUUUUAUUUAAGAACAGUAUGUGAAACAAAUCAUUCCACUCCUUUUUACUGCUGCUGUGAUAUACAGAUUCUAGUGUUAUUGGAAAUCAUAUCAAAUGAGUCUUUUCAUGGAAAAUACACAGAGCCACUUAUGAGAUAUUUUAAGUAAUUUUCCUUUAUUUUUUCUACAUUAAAAUGUUUUAAUUUCAUAAAUGCAUCUGUUUAAUAAAUAAAACCCUUCAAAAGACUUUAUUUUCACCUCAUUUCUGUAUACAAAAACAUUUUUUUAUUGUUAUAGAUGAAUAGAUACUUUAUUAAUCGCAAACUGUGGAACUUGACUGUUGCAGCAACGAUGUACAGACACUCGGCACAGCAUACAUAAUAACAAUGGACCAUGACCAUUUCAAAGCUGAAAUGUCUAAAUCUAAAAUGUGUGACCGCUUUGUGCCAGUUUCCUUUUACUUUCUUUUUAUGAGGUUUGUGUUCAACCCAUUGAUUCCCAGGAGGUGAUUUCAAUUUCAACAGUUAAUUUUCUGUUUUUGAUCGAAAUAAAUAAAUAAAGUCACUUUACACGGUU